This is a messenger RNA of Parastagonospora nodorum SN15, 762 nucleotides long. RefSeq lists its product as hypothetical. The record is from RefSeq and is a predicted model, not a curated record. NCBI's taxonomy places the organism in Eukaryota, Fungi, Ascomycota, Dothideomycetes, Pleosporales, Phaeosphaeriaceae. The coding region runs from base 1 to 762 and encodes 253 amino acids. The transcript has 2 exons.
AUGUUCACAAGCCUAACCUUAACAGCGCUACCCAAAAAUACACAAAAGAUAUUCGUCACAAUAACAUCAACGCUCCCUGCGGAUUUUCCAGCGUCUUCACUCUCACUCCGACCGCACCGCUCCCCAGUGCCACACCCACCUUCGCCUUCCACACUGUCGACGUCAAUCAGACAAUCCACCUAUCCCCGCCCCUCUCCCCCAGGCUUUCUAUACCCGGACCCCAUCGUCCCGCGUGCAGUGCAGAACCAAUUACAACACGCAUACACGACGCAGUGCACCGAUAUGACGGGCCACGCGACCAGCAACGUGAUCUGGUACCUCCCCUACGGCCUCGAAGUGCUGAUCUUCACCGUCAUGGUUAUCGGCCUCGCGUGGGCGGGGCGCGUGUUUUUGCUCACGUUUCCGCCGCGCACGUGGAGGGCGAAGAAAGAAGGGGAGAAGGAAGAGAGGAGGCCGGUGAACAAGCCGUCGAAGCAGCACGCCGCGUUCUUCUCUGCGACGUCGAGCUCAUAUUCUCACGCGUCGUCAGUCGAGUACGACCAGGAGUAUGAUAUUGAAGCGCUUGAGGCCGGGACUGCGCCAAGGAGCCCGAGCUUGAAGGCGCAUAAGAAGAAUCUGAGCUGGGCAGAUUUGAGCUUGGAGAGGAUGGAAGGUGCGGUUAGUGGGUGGAUGGGCAAGGUAGCGAGGUGGACAGAUGAUGAUGGGGAUGAGGGGGUCUUGUUGCCUGUUGUUAAUGGGAGACAGCAGAUUAAGGCGCAGUGA